Molecule: messenger RNA, 582 nt
Organism: Dama dama (fallow deer)
Lineage: Eukaryota; Metazoa; Chordata; Mammalia; Artiodactyla; Cervidae
Product: high mobility group nucleosome-binding domain-containing protein 4-like
Exons: 1
Coding region: 73-345 (90 amino acids)
Biological process (GO): chromatin organization
Cellular component (GO): chromatin; nucleus
Molecular function (GO): nucleosomal DNA binding
Source: RefSeq, a predicted model, not a curated record
GACUCGGAAAUCUUUCUAGGAACAGUGAGAAAGACAGAAGAACCCCUUGGGCUGCCAAGCACUGCUGCCACCAUGCCCAAGAGAAAGGCAAAAGGAGAUGCUAAAGGUGACAAAGGGAAAGUGAAGGAUGAGCCACAGAAGAGAUCAGCACGGUUGUCUGCUAAACCUGCCCUUCCAAAACCAGAGCCCAGGCCAAAAAAGGACCCUGCAAAGAAGGGAGAGAAGCUGGCCAAAGGGAGAAAGGGGAAAGCAGAAGUCGGCAAGGAUGGGAACAACCCUGCGAAAAACCGAGAUGCCUCUACAGUCCAGUCACAGAAAGCAGAAGGCACUGGGGAUGCCAAAUGAGGUGUACAUUUUUGAUAGCUCUGUACUUCUAAUGACUCUACUGUUUGAAAUACUAUUUUUAAAUCAACUUUUAUAAAAAUGUAGAUUUUUUUUAAGUUAUGUUGUUAGCACAUGAGAUACUUCGUUGUUGUCUUUUGUGGAAAGGGCAAAUAACCACUAGUAGAAUGUUUCAGAAGCUGGAUUGAAAUGGGGGGAAAUAGAAGUAUUUGAAGAUUAUUCUUGGUUCCCGGGAGAGAU